UACCGUGCUUUGGACCACUCCAAGGGGUCGCCUCGCAGCCCAAAGAAGAAGGAGGAGGAGCAGGAGCAGGAGCACUGUCAUGGCGGCCAAGUUGGUGUUAGUGGCCGUCCCGACGGUGCUGGGUAUAGCCUCCAUCCGGGUGUAUACUGUAAGUGAAGCUCACAGAGAUGGGCUCAUAACCAGAGAAAAGUUGAACAUCUACACCCCCCUGCCACAGUCUGCCCCGGCUCAGUUUGUUCCAGAGAGGCCGGGCUUAAUUCAGAGAGGGUUGACUACAGCGAGAGAGAGCAUACGGCCAUUUGUCCAGACUGUUCAGGGGGCGUGUGUAUCUGUGAAAACAGGAAGUGUUAAUCUAUACCAUACAGGAGAAGAUUUGUUUUAUUACUUAAAAGACCCUCCCCCGGGAUUCCUUCCAAGAUUUGGCACCAUCACCAUGGCUGGUCUGCUCGGCAUGUUCUUGGCACGGAAAGGCUCUCGUUUUAAGAGGGUAGCUGUUCCGACGGGCCUGAUGACUGCAGGAGUUUCAGUGUGCUACCCGGCUCAUGCUGUGGCUGUGCUGAAGGUGACAGGUAAGAAGGUGUACGCUGCGGGGCAGUGGAGCAGCGCUGCGGUGUCUUCACUGCUCACCUCGAAGCCUCAGGAGCCCGUCGUUAUAGAAGAUGCUGCCUCUCAACCACAGGCAGCUCCAGUGCCAAAUCCAGAGUCUGCUGUAGUCCAUGAGGCUUCAGAGGCCAGCUCAGUCCAGAGCCCUUCAAUUCCUGAGAUAGAGGUGGAAUCAGCUGAGUCUGUUCCUGUCUCAGAAGAGCUCAUUGUAGCUGUUGUAAAAGACGAGGUGUCAUCAGUCACACUCACAGAGAUAUCACCGGACCAGAUCCCUUCAGAGGCCACUACAGAUCCAGUGGCACAUUCAGCGCCAGCAGAGACAGAUACCACCAAAGCCUCAGAGGAAUUACCUGCACCUGUUGAAAAUGAGCCCUCUGGCACAAAGGAAGCAACUGAGGAUGUAUCCCCCGAUAUCAGUCUAGCUGAGCCAACACCAAGCGUAGAAUCUGUAGAGGCUUCUCCAGCGGAGUGUCUGCCAAUAGAGUCUGCACCGGUUGAGUCUAGACCAGUAGAGUCUGCUCCAGAAGAGUCUGCUCCUGUAGUGCCUGCUCCAGUAGAACCAGCUGCAGUAGAGUCUGCUCCAGUAGAACCAGCUGCGGUAGAGUCUGCUCCAGUAGAACCAGCUGCGGUAGAGUCUGCUCCAGUAGAACCAGCUGCAGUAGAGUCUGCUCCAGUAGAACCAGCUGCAGUAGAGUCUGCUCCAGUAGAACCAGCUGCGGUAGAGUCUGCUCCAGUAGAACCAGCUGCGGUAGAGUCUGCUCCAGUAGAACCAGCUGCGGUAGAGUCUGCUCCAGUCGAGAAGUCAAUAGUGCCAGUUGUUGAAUCAUCUGACCCCAGACCUGCUGCCGUAGAAGAGACACCAACACUUACACCACCCGAGCCUCUGCAGCCUGCAGCAGAAAACAACCAAGGGGGCUCUGGUUUCAAGCCUGACCCUUCUCUGAUGGACUUCGGCCAGUCCAGCCCAGAUGAUGAAGACCUGUACAGCACACGCAGCUGAGUGACCACAGCCGACCUCAGUGAGCGAGUCUCAUUCCCACACUGCCAUGUUGUCAAUCAUGCAGAUAAAAAACACUUUGUAUCAUAGCGCAGUAUAAAAAAGGCCAUUUUGGAAGAGAGCCGGCUCAGGAAGUCUUUCAUGAACAUUUCCGUUUUCAUUUCUUCUGCCCACAUUAUUCUACUUUCCACUCAUAAGCUCCAAAUGCAUUCGCCUCAUACCGGCAAUGAAAUUAAUUCAAUUACACAGAACUCAGUCGGGUUGCGUAGAAGGAGAGAAACUUGGAAAAGAAACUACUCCCACUACAAGCCUUUCACAGAUGGUAGAUUGUGAAACUCUUCCUGUGUUUGUCUCAUUUACUGGAUUUUGUGCUACAGCCUUUACGAUCAUGAAUGCAUGGUGCUUUUAUUUAUUCUUCUUAGCCCACUGCAUAGUUAAGUUAAUGAUACAGCACAUGUGCUGGGGAUGAUUACAGGGUGCUGCUUCAUUGUGUUUCAUCAAACAUGUUCCUCAGUUGUUCAAAACCAAAAAUAAAUUUAUAUUUUCAUGA
Labrus mixtus (cuckoo wrasse) is the source of this 2150-nucleotide messenger RNA. RefSeq names its product apolipoprotein O-like (gene apool). Bases 80 to 1603 code for a protein of 507 amino acids. Lineage: Eukaryota; Metazoa; Chordata; Actinopteri; Labriformes; Labridae. Gene Ontology annotation, cellular component: MICOS complex. The transcript is spliced from 11 exons. The record is from RefSeq and is a predicted model, not a curated record. Gene Ontology annotation, biological process: cristae formation.